Messenger RNA from Paramecium octaurelia, 3240 nucleotides. The record is from the annotation of a GenBank genome assembly. NCBI's taxonomy places the organism in Eukaryota, Ciliophora, Oligohymenophorea, Peniculida, Parameciidae.
AUGAUUUUGUUGUAUAUGCUUAAUAUUUUGGGGAAUAUUCAGUAAUUACCUUAUUUUCAUCAUAAUUUUACAAUUUAAGUAGCUUAUAGAACAAAUUUGUAGAUUUUGAUAUUCCAAUUACAAUAAGUCCAAAUAUAUAUGUAAUUACUGCCUAAGAGAUCUUCAAAGUUAUCCAUAUCUUCAGAUUUUCAAUUUUAUUGUAAUUAUAAUUUUAGCUCGACUGAUUUGAGUAAUUUUACAUCUACAAUUGCUUAUUACAAUUAUUAGAGUAACUCUUAAUGUGAUCAAAUAUAGUUGUUAUUUUCAAAAUAACUUCAUAAUAGAGAUGUUUAAGUAGCUUCACUUGUAGGAUGCAAAGGGAAAAUAAUGGAGAUAGAUACUACCUGUCCAAUUAGCUCUUGCGAUUCUAUUUAUAAGGUUCUUUAAAAUAAUUAAUAAGUAAUUUAUUAAUCACCUAAUGUGAGAGGUAUUUUGCAAAAGUAAACAACAAAUAGUAUUAACUUUUAUGAAAUUAAUUAAAGCAAUUCCUUAUUGUAUUUCAAUUAUGAUAACGAGUUAAAUUAAAAAAAAGUAUUGAGUCAUAUUUUAAUUUAAUUUAGAAAUUAUUAUUUAUAAAAUUUCAUUGCCUUACUUAUAAAUCAACUUAACUAACUUAGAAACUUCAGGAGAAUUAUACAACUUUACUCUAAUAUGUGUCAAUAAAUUGCAUCCUUAAAAAUUGAGUAUAAUGAAUAUUUAUAUGCAAAUACUCUCAAAGUAAGAUACAAAUAUUUAUGUAUGCAUAAGCAAUCUAUUUUUCUAUAAUGUCUUUUUAAGGAUUCCAUAAUUAUUUACUUUCUUAUGAUACUGAUAUUUCCUUUCAUAUAUUGGGCUAUUAAACUUAUAGUCUAAAUACAAAUGAAAUCUAUUUUAAUGUUAAUUAAACAACUUUUUAAUAUGUUGGGAAUAUACCUUUAAAAUAUUCAUUAGUAUAAUUUUUAGCAGUAGACUAUCCUUUUAUUCCAGUAUACUAUUUUAUAGGGUAUACUAAUGAUUCUCUUGAUGUGUGGCUUUGCCUUUAAGGCUCAAACAACUAAUCCUUUGGGCUUGUUGAAUUUAGAUUUAUUUAAUAUUAGUGUAAAUGCAAGUUCGUUAUAGGUAGCCUAUAGCAUUUAUCCUGAAAGAAUUAUAAUUGGGCUCAGCACCAAUGAUACAAUCUAUUUGUUUUACUAUUUCUAUAAUAACAUCAGUAUAAUUAGUUACUUAAAUUAUACUUUUGAAUAAUAGUUCUCGGAGUUUGUAUUAACAUAUAAUAGUAUUAUAAUUCUAAUUCCAAGUCAUGAAAUUCAAAUAAUGGCAUUUAAUUUUACAAAUGUUUUUAAAUUAAAUUAAUCCUCAAUCAAUAAUUUAUUCAACAAUAUUCAAUUCAACCCUAUAUAAAUAGUCAUGAAUACUUAAUUAUAGUCAUCUUUAUUAUAUAUUAACAAUGUUGAUGAAGUUAUCAUAGUUUUAAUAGAUUUAAAUGACUAUCUAAUACCAGUUUAGAUGAUACAUUAUAAUUAGACAAUUAAAUAGAUAAAUUUAGUAAACGAACUAUUGAUAAUAUCAUAUCUAUGUAACAAUCAUCAAAAUAUUUGCUUUUAAGUUUGGAAUUUGUAAAAUCUACCUAAUUACUAUUAUGUAGAGAAUCUUUAUAGCUUCAAUUUUGACGAUAAUUUAAUAUUACAAUCCGACAACUAAUUCUUGUAUGUAACUUUUAGGAAUUAUACUGUUUAAGUUUAUAAUCCUUCUUCACCAUAUCACAAGAGUUUAUAGUAUAUGCUAUAAUUAGCUUCGCCAAUUUUAUGUGCUCCAGCAUAUACAAGUAAAUUUUACUUGCCUCAAUUCUAAUAUUUUAAGUCACUCAUAUUUUCAGGAAAUAGUUUUUAUGAACUUGAUGGACAUUAAAAAUUUUGUUUAUCGUUAACUUUUAUAAUAACCACUUUAAUAACUAAAUAAGAUAUCCAUAAUUUAUUUAUAACUAUACAGUAACAACAGGGUUGAAUGAGACAGCUUUAUAAUAAACCCCUAAUUAAAGUAUUACUUUAUAUACAAACUUUACAGUAUUUUACAAUUAAGAAAAUCUAUCAAUAAAACUAGAUAUAGAUAAUAUUAUCCUUAAAAGUAAAAAUUUCACAUAUCCAAUGAAUUUAAUCCUCAAUAGAUAAGCAGAUUAUUGUGGAUUGAUGAAUCUUAAUUAAAACUAUAAUUAAAACCAAUAUUGUUUGACUUAAUAUUCUUAAAAUUUUAGUAAUAUUUCUAAUUUACAGAAUUACACCAUAAUUACAUCAAUAAACAAUGAAUAUUUUGCCUUACAAAAUAACUCAUUUAUUUAAACUAUAAAUAAAGACUUAAUCGAACAAUAGAAUUUAAGUUAUUCAAAUGUAAAUUUGAGUGAAUGCUUAAAAUCAACUUCAUAUAUUUAUACAUUAUAUUCAGUUUGUUUAAAUACUACUUCAUAAUAUUUACUUAACUUCUCAUUAAAUUCUUUUGGUUUCAUAGAUAAUCUAAAUAUUACAUAAUUACCCAAAACUAAUAUAACAUUUCUAAAAUAAGAAGCAUCUUAAACUAAAUUUUUAUUUUAGGUUCCUUUGAUUAAUCAAAAAAAUACUAACUGUAUUGGUAUAACUAAUAAAACAACACCUUUUAGUAGAUAUCUAAUUCAAAUAGUACAUGUUAAGAUUUCUCUAUUGCUCAAAUUAUAACCACAACUUCUACUAUCUAAUAAUAACAAUAAUUGAUUAUAUUUUAUAUUCUAAUAGGAAGACAGUUUUAAUCCCUUUUAUAUUAAUUUAUAACAGUUCAAAAUCAUGAAAUCACUUUUCAUAGUAGUGUUUAUAUUAAAGGAUAUUCUUGCAAUAAUAAUAAUAUUUUUACUGGGUUACCUAAUUCAUAUGUUUUGAUUCUGGAAACAUUUUAUAAUUAAGCAAUUAUAUUAUUGAGUAACUUUGAUAUCAAUUACAUUAGUUAGAUAAUUAAUUUUAAAGUGCAAGAGAUCUCUUCUUUUCUGAUCUUAUUACAACUAUUCCCAAUUAUGGUAAUUUAAAUAAUACUGGCAAUUCUAUUUAUAAGAAUGGAGUUUUGAUGCAAUAAUAUUAGUUUUAAAAUUAAAGUUAAUUUAUUGUUGGAGUUUAUUAUUUGAAUAAUCUCUUAGAUUAAAGUUAAUUAGAACCUAUUUUAAUGUAAGGUUCUUUUUAGACUACAGAUCUGAUUAUGCAAUGA